This is a messenger RNA of Drosophila miranda, 1603 nucleotides long. RefSeq lists its product as uncharacterized. The transcript has 2 exons. The record is from RefSeq and is a predicted model, not a curated record. NCBI's taxonomy places the organism in Eukaryota, Metazoa, Arthropoda, Insecta, Diptera, Drosophilidae. Bases 466 to 1407 code for a protein of 313 amino acids.
CUAUUUCAUUGCCGCAGUGGCUAUUAACAUAACCUUCGAAGGCUAAAAACAUUUGAAUUCCGUGUUUCUGUACAGUAUUAGCGAAUUAUUUUCAAAACAUCGCUGUGACUUGAUAUUUUUCCGCUAAUAUCGCUCAUCUCUAAGCUCGAAAAUCAACGAUUAAUCCAUCUUUGACCGCACAAAUACAACCACAACAAAUAUGAAUCUUGAAUAGUUUUAGCGCAGUUCUAGUGAAAGAUAUCGUGAAUAUGUAUGUUGAUUGUAGAUAAAAAGGAAGGCUAGGAUAAUUCUAUAGGAAUAUUUUACAUACAGUGUUUUUUCCCGCGGCUUAACUCAAGCUGUUAACCAUUUAAAAUUGAGGGGGCUGAGUGGGCUAAGCUCGUAUAUUUCUUGUCACACUGCAACAAAACACUACAGUCACACUAAUAAAUUGCAAUAGAAUAAAAUAAAAUUUGAAGUUUUGAGAUGCAGAUGGAUAAAAAGUCAGCCGUUUCGAAUUUGCAGGAAUUUUGCGCCAAGAGCAAGAUUCCGGUGCCGAAAUACGACUAUAUCGAAGGGGAAGAGGGAGGAUACGUUUGCAAAAUCGUUCUAAUGGAUGUAGAAUCCUAUGGCAAUGGCCGCUCAAAGCGUGACUCCAAACACCUGGCGGCCUCAAAUAUGAUAAAGAGAUUGCGCAGAAUGCCGGGCCUCAGUGAGCAUCUGUCCGACGAUAUCGGUGGCAAUGGUUCGGAUUUGUACGAUGAGCUAAAGAACCUUAAUCGGGAUAUGAUCAAGGAGCUACGCGACUACUGCGUUCGCCAUGAAAUUCCGCUGCCCAUUAUAGAGAUUGUGCAGCAGUGCGGCACACCAGACGCUCCCGAAUUCCUGGCCAGCUGCUCGGUGGUCUCCAUCAAGCGUUACGGCAAGUCGGACAAGAAGAAGGAUGCCCGCCAGCGGGCCGCCAUCGAAAUGCUGUCGGUCAUCUCAAGCAAGGAAACCAGAAUGGAAGUUGUCAGCACCAAGCCCUCGGACCAGGGGACAAUUCCUUUAGUCGAUGGCAACAGCGACAUAGAGACCGAACGUCGUCUUAUAUUCUCCACCUACCGGAACUUCAUCGACUCGGGCCGAACGGAAUUCUCUGCACGCAAAGUGUGCGAUGCCCACAACUACUACAAGGACUUCUUUCCGCACCUGAAGAAGGCCGCUUUUGAGGUCAUCAAUUCCACAGAGUACGAAAACGAAAAGGAUCAGCUUAUGCACAUUCUGAAAGCCCUGAAUAUCACACCUGAAUUCUCAACAGUUCCAGCAAAAUCCAUGAAGACAAUGGUCAAAAUUGAGCUAAACGUUGAAUUUGAUCGCGUUUUUAUUGAUUAUGAGAACAAUAUCUAUGGCUACAUGAUUGGCUACUUGAAGGAUAUGCUUGACUAGAAUCAUAUCUAUAAUUUGUAAUUUUGCGGAACUGGCAUUUUUCUACUACAAAUACUAUAAUGAGAGUCGCAGAACGGAUUGAAUCCCAGACUACCCUGAAAUGUUUUGUUGAAAUUUAAAAGCUUUGUUUGAGAUGCCAAGCUUUUUUGGCACCUAUGUGUUUCAAAAAUGAAAAGAGAUUUUUGGUUAAACUUUA